CCGCAGAACCUGGCCGCAUUUAUCGAGCAGGCGCUGCAUGGCGCCGUUGGCAGGAGCGAGUGGCUCCGCAACAUGGACGUCGGAGAAUUACCCAGCGCCAGUACAGGCUCCUUCCUCGAGAAGAUGGCCGAGUUCCCAAGGCUGCUGGACCUGGACCCUGCGUACAGCUGGAUGGCCGACAUGGUCGAGCACUUGACCGACAACUGGAAUCGGUCGGUGCGCAGCCGCCGGGCCGAACCCGUCAGCUUGUGGAGGCGCAUAGAAACGCGCUUCUGCGAGCCCGGCGACAUCGAGGGCGGCCAUCACGGUCAGCCGGCCAGUCUGUCGCCCAGCGCGCUCCUGAUGCCGGCAUACGUGCAUGGGACGAGCGCGGCGCACCGGUUCGGCGCCCUGGGCUCGCGGGUGGCCACCCACCUGUUCCUGCUGCUGCACCAAAGUUUGCGCCGUGCGGGCGGCCACGACCAGCUGAGUCGGAGGCUCGCCUGCUACGCGCCCACUCGCGACCACCGUGAGAGCGGAACCGAGGAGGCGGCACUCGGUCUCGCCUGGCAGGCGUACCGGUCGAGCGCGCCCGAAGACACCCGUCUCGAGGGCCUGGAGCAGUUCUCGGGCGACCAGCUCUUCUUCGUCGCCUUCGCGUUCCUGCACUGCACCUCCUCCGAGGGGGUGCACGCCGAGUCGCAGCUCGUCAACUCCGCCGUGCGCAACGUGGACGGAUUCGCGAGCAGCUUCAACUGCGCCCCCGGAACCCCCAUGAACCCGGAGGCAAAGUGCAGCUACUUCUAAAGGGGCCGCGUCGGCGCGUCUCUACGCAUACGCCUACGCGCCGAGGCCGCCUUCGUGCAGGACAUUUUAUUUUAUUUUGUAUAACUGUGACAAUACAUCCCCCACACAUACGGGUGCUAUCGCGUGUUAUCGAACGGUUCGAUUCACCCAUGUACGAAGCGCGAAUAACGGAAGACAAACCUGCGGCGAAGUCUCGAAUCGGACACUCCGUAACGACGCGCAAGGUUUGCGUGUGGUUUAGUGCGCGCGCCAUCGCAAUUCGCCGACAAACGUAACGAAGCGAAAGAGCUUCUGCAACAGCGAUUCUGCAUGAUUCUCGUCUGCACUUGCCUCGUGCGGUACUGUAUAGUACAGCGCAAGCAGGAACACGUACACGCA
Dermacentor albipictus is the source of this 1164-nucleotide messenger RNA. The record is from RefSeq and is a predicted model, not a curated record. NCBI's taxonomy places the organism in Eukaryota, Metazoa, Arthropoda, Arachnida, Ixodida, Ixodidae.